AACAAAACAGUCAGUUUAGGCCGCGUAAUUUUUCCACACAGACUCUUCUCUCUCUCUCUUUCUCUCUUCCUCUGUUCCUUUUUACUCACUCUGUUCUCUUUCCCUCUCACUCCAACAAAAAAUUCUGAACGCCCCAACAUUCCCUUUGUUCAAAGGAAAAUGUUUUUCCUUUUCACCUUCACACCCACGAUCCGAUCCUUCUUCAAACCCUGCCCAUGCAUUCUGCUUUUGCUUCUUUUCUUUUGCACGUGCUUCACUUCAACAGUUUUACUGUUUAUCUUUCAGAAGCUUAUGAUCCACUUGAUCCAAAUGGAAAUAUCACAAUCAAAUGGGAUAUUAUAAGUUGGACACCUGAUGGUUAUGUAGCUGUUGUUACAAUGAACAAUUUCCAAAAAUACCGUCAUAUCUCAGCACCUGGGUGGUCACUAGGAUGGACAUGGGCAAAGAAGGAGGUGAUAUGGAGCAUGGUGGGAGGUCAGACCAAUGAACAAGGGGAUUGCUCAAGAUUUAAGGGAAACAUCCCACAUUGCUGUAAAAAGAACCCCAUAGUUGUAGAUUUACUUCCCGGAACACCUUACAAUCAACAAAUUGCAAACUGCUGCAAAGGUGGUGUACUCAGCUCAUGGGCACAGGAUCCAUCCAAAGCAGUUGCAGCCUUUCAAAUCAGUGUAGGUAGUGCUGGUACCACCAACAAAACUGUCAAACUGCCACAAAGCUUCACCUUGAAAGCACCAGGCCCCGGUUACACAUGUAGCCCGGCGAAAAUUGUGAAACCAACUCAAUUCAUACAACCAGACAAAAGAAGAGUGACCCAAGCUCUCAUGACAUGGAACGUGACAUGCACAUAUUCACAAUUUCUUGCUCAGAGAACACCCACUUGCUGCGUCUCGCUCUCGUCUUUCUAUAACAAUACUGUUGUUCCCUGCUCUACAUGUGCAUGUGGCUGCCAGGGCAACUCAUCACUAACAGGGGACUGUGUAAAGCCAGAUUCACCACAUCUAGCAUCAGUUGUUUCCAACCCUGGACCUGAUAAAAGUAGUAUUGCACCUUUGGUUCGAUGUACUCGUCAUAUGUGUCCUGUCCGAGUUCACUGGCAUGUUAAGCUUAACUACAAGGAGUACUGGCGCGUGAAGGUCACUGUUACUAAUUUCAAUUACAGGAUGAACUAUUCUGACUGGAACUUGGUUGUUCAACAUCCAAACUUUGACAAUCUGACCCAGCUUUUCAGUUUCAACUACCAGUCAAUAACUCCAUACGGAUCAAUAAAUGAUACCGCAAUGUUGUGGGGAGUUAAGUUCUACAAUGAUUUUCUCAUGCAAGCUGGUUCUGAUGGUAAUGCACAGUCUGAACUACUAUUCAAAAAGGAUAAAUCAACUUUCACUUUUGACAAGGGUUGGGCCUUCCCUCGGAGAGUCUAUUUCAAUGGUGACGUUUGUGUGAUGCCACCACCUGAUGCUUAUCCAUGGUUACCUAAUGCUGGUUCCAGGCAAGAGGUUUCCCUGCUUGUUUUGAUGAUGACCUCUUUGGUGGCCUUAGUAUUGCAUGCAUACGCUUAAAGUUCCUAUGCAUGCCACCCUCAAAUCUGUCAUGAACAACUCUUCGAUGUGACAAGUUUUGACUCAUUUUUGGGAUACCAAUUUGGGAUUUGAACCAAGCUGGAGUAAGACAUCCACAGAAAAAUUUCAUUAGUAGCUUUGUUGCCCCCUUGAUUUGUUUCUAAGUUCCAGCAUAUGGGGCGAUUGAAUUGGCUACUACAUUGUUAUUUCUAUUUGUUUUAGUGUAAUGAUGUGUUUAUUCAUUUUUGCUCCAUAGUUGAUUCUGUAAGUAUAAGAAAUAUUUAAAGGUACACAGUAAAUGGAAUAAUUCAUAAACGCAAGUCUGUACUAGAAAUGAUCACUGCUUAUUCAUUGCAGCCACAUUGGAAUCA
Vigna umbellata (rice bean) is the source of this 1927-nucleotide messenger RNA. Lineage: Eukaryota; Viridiplantae; Streptophyta; Magnoliopsida; Fabales; Fabaceae. The record is from RefSeq and is a predicted model, not a curated record.